UCAGAAAGUCAGAAAAUCCGUAGCCGUCGUGUCGUGUCAGUGUAUCGUUGGAUGGUGGAACAUCGCUGGGAAGUUUUGGGAUUGUUUUCUUGGUGCUAACUGUAUAGGAAAAAUUAGUGCACAAAAAAUGAAAGAUCAGUUCAAAGUUUAGGUUCUCCUAGUUACUACAAGGCGUGUCUGUAGAAAACUUUUCGGCAAUUGAUUGGACAGGACCACUUCGAAACGACUGGCUACUGUGCAGAAAAGAUCAACCCUCAGCUCCUUAAAGCCGGUUAUCUGACAUUUACCUUCUCCGUCCCUUGGGACCACCGAACCUCGCCUUAGAAUUCGAAACCAAUAUCUGCACUGAACUGCUAAGGACACCAUGAUUCAGGGUUACGGUUCCGUAACGCAGGCCCUGCUGGGUACCCUGCUGACCUGGGGUCUUACCGCCCUCGGUUCCGGUAUGGUUGUAUUCCUCCGAGGCAACCAGCGGAAAUCGCUCGACAUAUCGCUGGGAUUCGCCGCCGGUGUGAUGGUUGCGGCCAGUUUCUGGUCCCUGUUAGCUCCAGCCAUCGAGUUAGCAGAAAGCUCCAACAUGUAUGGUAGCAAGGGGGAGUUUGCCUUCAUUCCGGUUGCAGUUGGUUUCCUGAUGGGGGCCAUCUUCGUGUACGGCACAGAUAAAGUCAUUUCGUUCCUCGGUAUCAACAGUCCUACGAUGAUGAUUGCCUUGACCCACACCAACAAAGACAAGGCUGACAUAGCUAUCGACGAUCAAGUGUCGUCCCUAGAGACGGGUCGAAGCUCGUAUGCAGGAAUACCACCGGAUUCUCUAGCCAUUGGCAUGGAUAGCUUUGCUGAUUGUUUGAACGCUCAGCAUGGAAGUGUGUCUAGGAAGCGCAGGAAGGGAAGCGAUAACACCAAGGAACAAUCGCUGUACACUAACAACAGCCAGAGUCAGAUUGAUGCCCAACUGUCUCAGUGGAAGAGAAUCAUGUUGCUUGUGGUGGCAAUUACGGUGCACAACAUUCCCGAGGGUUUGGCCGUCGGAGUCAGUUUCGGAGCGAUUGGUACAACCGAAUCAGCAACCUUUGAAGCGGCUCGGAAUCUCGCUAUCGGUAUCGGAAUCCAAAAUUUUCCAGAAGGUCUUGCCGUGAGCCUCCCAUUGCACGCUGCCGGCUUCAGUCUGGGAAAGAGCUUCUGGUAUGGUCAGCUUUCCGGAAUGGUUGAACCCAUUUUCGGUGUCCUGGGUGCUGUGGCCGUCAGUGUGGCCACCAUAAUUUUACCCUAUGCAUUGUCGUUUGCUGCCGGUGCUAUGAUCUACAUCGUUGCCGACGAUAUUCUACCGGAGGCCCACGCAAGUGGUAAUGGCCUGAUCGCCACCUGGGGCACCAUUGCCGGAUUUGUUGUCAUGAUGUGCCUGGAUGUGGGACUUGGAUAAUUCUGCACAAGCUAAAUCCUACACGCUGCUCUUAGGAAAGGGCAGCAGCAAAUCGAUCUUUACCCAUGCAACGGUUCAGAAAUUAAACCUUACAAUCCUUUCAAGAUGUGAUCUACGUGGCCCGGAUCUGCCCGGCCCCCGUCUGACGACUGUUGGGAAGUACUUUAACUUGCAGUAAGUAUUAAUUUUUAUUCCUAAGCGAAGUAAAAGAAGGGAAAACCGUCACUAAAAAAAUAGUGACCUAGUGAACGUUUUUACCUCUGUACUAAAAAAAAUAUUUGAACAUGAAUUUUGAAAUCGGGCAAAAAUGCUAGCUUUUAAGCAAAUGACACAGUGCAGUAAAUGUACAUAAGUAUCCUAGAUAUUAUCGGACAGAAGAUAACACAAAUGACGAACUUCUUCUAUCCCUUUUUUUAAAUGUGUCUGUUAUUGCCUAGUUUAUUGCGUAUGUACAAAUAAACCUUUUUAUGAAACAAACAAGCUACCGGUG
Molecule: messenger RNA, 1910 nt
Organism: Uranotaenia lowii
Lineage: Eukaryota; Metazoa; Arthropoda; Insecta; Diptera; Culicidae
Gene: Zip48C
Product: zinc transporter ZIP11
Exons: 4
Coding region: 365-1420 (351 amino acids)
Biological process (GO): zinc ion transmembrane transport
Cellular component (GO): membrane
Molecular function (GO): zinc ion transmembrane transporter activity
Source: RefSeq, a predicted model, not a curated record